This is a messenger RNA of Varroa destructor (honeybee mite), 2650 nucleotides long. RefSeq names its product islet cell autoantigen 1-like protein (gene ICA69). Gene Ontology annotation, cellular component: Golgi apparatus. Gene Ontology annotation, biological process: regulation of transport. Gene Ontology annotation, molecular function: protein domain specific binding. NCBI's taxonomy places the organism in Eukaryota, Metazoa, Arthropoda, Arachnida, Mesostigmata, Varroidae. The record is from RefSeq and is a predicted model, not a curated record.
CUGUUUUCGGUUCGUCGCUCCUUUCGCUCCACAACAGACUUCCCCAUCUAGGAGCUAACAAACUAGCUGGCAAACGACUAUGGAAACAGCUACUAGCAGAAAACAGACAUACAGGCCCUGUAAGCAACGAAGCACUCAGUAACAGACAACAUCCUUGAAAGACGCCACUAAAUAGGCCAGAAAAAAAAAACAGCUUCGAGAAACUUGGCCACGAAGCACUGCCAGCAAUCACAAAUAUUCCAACCUCUUAUUGUCAAUUAGAAGCUAACAGCUGACCGUUUAAGUAUCGCCGAACGAUGUCAACACAUGUUUAACGUUGAGGUAGGCGUCGCUCUUACGACCUUGGGUGCAGUCUUUUUUCGGCUCGACACAUUCAGUGGUUCAAUACCGCGUCUGUUAGGUAACAGGAAUUCCACAAAGCAACAUCACAACGGCCCAGCAGUUAGAGAGGAUCCGCCGAUGGUCGAAGAUAAACCGAGCCAGCAGCACAAGAACCACGGUAGGUUAGGAUACGAUCGGCGACAGGCCAUGCCAGGGUGCAGCCAGGCACAGCCAUGCUAGUGUGGAAAAGUAGUUCUAGUUGUUAUUGUAGACGCGACUUGUAGCGAAAACCGUGAAAACUCUAGGACAGCUAAAAUCACCAGUACGACGAAGCAGGAAGCGAACUGUGUGCCAAUAGUAAUCGGAUAUUAUACAAAAUAUCGGAGACGACCAGACUGCCGCAAUCAAGUUAGUAAAAAUGGAGUAAUUUGUUUUAUUGCGACAGUGACUCGCGUAUUUUUCGCUGAAUAGCAAAAAAUAACUAAAAUUCGUAUCAUGGAUAGUGCAAAUUUCAAUUACUACGGUCGGGACAUGCAGGAUUCCGUGUCCCGUCUCCAGAAAAAGUAUUGGUCUACGAAACAGAUUCUAAUAAAGAAAUUUGGCAAAAAAGAAGACGAUAAUCUGGUAGCGUCCGAUGCUGAUCUCGACGCGAAACUCGAGUUAUUUUCAGCAAUCUACAACUCAUGUGUGGCACUCGAACGAAUACUUGAAAAUUACCAGGACCGUCUCUCGAUUCUCAGCCAGGAGGAAAAUGCCAUGGGUAGGUUUCUCAAGGACUGCGGCAAGCAGGAUAAGACUCGUGCCGGCAAAAUGAUGACGGCAACCGGCAAGUCGCUAGCCUUCACCGCUCAGCAGAGACUCACCCUGCGAAAUCCUCUGAUACGGCUGUAUCAAGAGGUAGAGACGUACCUCAUUCGGGCGAUAGCCGAUACCGAGGCAACUGUUAAUAAAAUGGAGAAAUCUCGCACCGAUUAUCGAGGUGCGCUGCUUUGGAUGAAAGAAGUGUCGCAGAAGCUUGACCCAGACACGUACCGGCAACUAGAAAAGUUUCGCAAAGUACAAGGUCACGUCAAAAAGACAAAACUUGGUUUCGAAAAGUUGAAAGUAGACACCUUGCAGAAAGUCGACCUGUUAUCCGCUUCGAGGUGUAACAUGUUUUCGCAUGCGCUUGCAGCUUAUCAGCAGGCUCUUUUGGCUUUUUGGGAUAAAACUGCGCAGGCAUUGGCCGAAGUGUCGGAAGCUUUUAAGGGCUAUCAGUACUAUGAGUUCACGGUGGUGAAGGAGUUGGCUGAACCAAGUAAAAAACUCGCUGAAGAGAGUGGUAACAUCGGUGAACCAGACUCACCUUCGAAAAAGGCACGUGAAGACGGCGACAGAGAUCGAGCUUUGUUCUACAAUCCUGAGUGGAAAGACUCCCCAGAGCACACGGCUCAAAAGGCAAGUCUGUGGCAGGUGAAAGAUGGCCAAGUUAUCUUGGAAAAAACCGAUGACGCCACAGAGAAAAACGGCCCAACGAAGGCCUGCGACAACAAGGAAGUAGGAUUACAACAGCCUGCACUGAUUGAUAAUGAUGAGCCGCUCCUUUUGUUUGAUAAUGACGAUGCCACAGAUCUGGGCUCGAUGCUCGACGAGAUCUUUCGUUCUAAUAGCGCGCAGAGCGCCCUACAAGGGAGUUUUGCCAAGGAAUGGGAGAGCACAUUUGGACAAGUUCAAACACAAAAGGAUUCGUCAGCGACCGCAGAAACUGAUCUCCUCGGAGGGGCGUUCCAAGAUGUAGCUUUGAUCGAGGGCCCGCAGGCUGCCAAAGACGAGAGCCGAUUAAUUCUGCCGUCGCAGUUGCUCAAUCAGCAACUAGCCGGACUCAAUGCCUUUGGCGAGAUGGCGAACAAUGCCACAUUUGGCGCGAUGCUGAGACCCGCCCAAACAGCACAGCCGGUGUGCCAUUCCAGCAUCUUCAGUUUUUCGCAGGACAAUGGCGCAUCAACCUCGGGAGGAGCUGGCACCGCCGAGAGAAAACAACUUCCCGGACACAAAACGGACCCAUCAGCAUGGCUGGGAUUAUUUGCCGACUUGGACCCAAUCUCGAACCCGGACGCUAUCGGCGCCAAAAAGCCACAAGAGGAGCGUAACUGCUAAGUGAGCAUGCAAAAUUCGUAUUGCACUGUUUUUAUGAAGAUUCACGCGACCGUGCAAUCUGUUGGCGCUCGCACAGAAUUGCUCCGAAGAUUCGCCAUUGCAUCGGAGGGGAAAGUGGGCAAGCGCCCACGCGGAACUGCGGGCCCAGGAUCGCGGUCUGGGAGCACGCUGCAGAACUCGACCUAUCAACCGG